This is a messenger RNA of Durusdinium trenchii, 285 nucleotides long. Lineage: Eukaryota; Dinophyceae; Suessiales; Symbiodiniaceae. The record is from the annotation of a GenBank genome assembly.
AUGCGCCAGGUGCUUUUCGAGGACGAGGAUAGCCAGGCGAUUGUGGUCCCUUCGGGAGACGAAUCUACAGAGGCAGAGAGGUCUGGCAGCUCCUCCCAGUCCCGGCAGGUUGAUGCAGACUCAAAGGUGAAGAAGGCUCGUCGGAGGCGCGGUGAGGUUUUGGAGGACAUGGAUGCGUGGCACUGUGCCCAAUCCAUCGGUGAAGCUGCAGGGUGCUUGUCUUCUGCGAGCGCAUCGGUCACCAAGCUGGCGCUGAGAGGUGUACCCCUCACAGAUGAGGAGUGA